ACUAGCUUCAUGUCUCUCGUAUGUUGUUGGCCUUAAAGAAUUAGUUAGCUUCUCUUCAUCUCUUUCUAGUUGGGUCAGAGCUUGUUUCUCUCCGACCUUUGCUCACUUUAGCUAAUCUCAUCCUCUCAAACAUGGAACAAGCCAUAGUCCUAUAUCCAGCUCCAGGCUCAGGCCACAUAGUCUCCAUGGUUGAGCUCGCCAAGCUUCUUCUUCACCAUUCCCACUCUGUCUCCAUAACCAUCCUCCUCACCACUGGCUUCCUCGACAGUCCCUCUCUUGAUUCCUACAUCCGUCGCAUCUCUCAAACCUGCUCCUCCAUCUCCUUCCGUCGCUUCCCUCUCCUUGCCAUCGGACCAGCCUCCUCGCCGCGCAGCCUUCCGGCCACCGCCUUUGAAUUCAUUCGGCUGAACUACGCAAACGUGGCUUCAGCUCUCGAGGACAUCUCACAAACCUCCGAUGUUCGAGCUUUAGUGAUCGAUCUGUUCUGCACAUCCGCCAUGAACAUAGGUUCUUCUCUCGGGAUCCCUGUUUACUACUUCUUCACCUCUGGAGCCGCCAUUCUUUCUGCUUUCUCGUACUUUCCCAGAAUUCACGAGCAAACCACCAAGAGCUUCAAGGAUCUCUCCGUAGAUCUUCACUUCCCAGCUAACCCCCCGCUCAAGGCCUUUCACAUGGUAGAACCAACGCUUCACAGAGACGAUCCAGCUUACUGGGACUUCUUGAAUUUCUGUUCCCAUCUUCCUAAAUCAAGUGGCAUCAUUGUUAACACGUUUCAAGAGCUCGAGCCCAUGGCUGUUAAGGCUAUAGCAGAAGGGACGUGCUUUCCUGAUCCAAAACAGGCACCUCAUGUUUACUACAUCGGGCCUCUAAUUGCAGAGUCAAAUGAUCGAACCGAAGAAGAAGGAGAAGGAGCAGAACUUGGAAAAAGCCGGACCUGUUUGUCAUGGCUUGAGAAGCAGCCGAGCAGAAGUGUUGUUUACCUGUGUUUUGGAAGCCUUGGCUCGAUGUCGGUGGCGCAAUUGAAGGAGAUCGCUCAUGGAUUGGAAAGGAGUGAGCAGAGAUUCUUGUGGGUCGUGAAGAAGCCACCCAUUGAUGAGAGAACGAAGCAGACGGAGGACACAACUCGAGAUUUCGAUUUGGAUGAGAUAUUGCCAAAUGGGUUCACUGAGAGAACCAGAGAUAGAGGGAUGGUGGUGAGGUCGUGGGCCCCACAAGUGGAGGUGCUGAGAAGGGAAUCGGUCGGUGGGUUCGUGACUCACUGUGGGUGGAACUCGGUGCUGGAGGCGGUGGUGGCCGGAGUGCCGAUGAUUGCGUGGCCGCUGUACGCGGAGCAACACAUGAAUAGGAAUUUGCUGGUGGAAGAGAUGAGGUUGGCGAUAGGAUUGGAGCACAGAGAGGAAGAUGGGUUCGUGAAAGGUGAGGAAUUGGAGAAGAAAGUGAGAGAAUUGAUGGAAUCUGAAGGAGGAAGAGAGAUGAGGGAAAGAAGCUUGAAGGUGAAAAUCUUCGCUGAAUCCGCAAAAGGUAUAUCUGGUUCAUCAACCCAAGCCUUGAACAGCUUGGUUGAAACAUGGAAUACUGAUCAUUGAUUUUUCGUUUGUGGAAGACAACCAUUAUAUUAUUAUCUGUUAUAUAUGAAAUUCGAAUGCGCUUCUUAACUAUAGUAUUAGAGUCUCAACUUUGUCA
Molecule: messenger RNA, 1683 nt
Organism: Prosopis cineraria
Lineage: Eukaryota; Viridiplantae; Streptophyta; Magnoliopsida; Fabales; Fabaceae
Product: UDP-glycosyltransferase 88F5-like
Exons: 1
Coding region: 132-1586 (484 amino acids)
Molecular function (GO): UDP-glycosyltransferase activity
Source: RefSeq, a predicted model, not a curated record